AAAAAAGGGCACAUAUAUCGAAAAACACUAAAAGAACCAAUAAUAUAAAACCAGUUGCGUGGGCUUCUGUCACUCGUCAGCACCUCUCCAAAACAUAUAAACUAUCCAAUCCCAAAUUCCCAUCUUCUUCUUCCAGAAACGUUUUUAUUCUUUCUUUCAAGAAUCUUCUGUCAAACAAAAUCCCCAGUCAAUCAUUUUUAGCUCUCAAUUCAACUUUCAAACACACUUUAAUUUCUUCUUUCCUUUUUUAAACAAUAAUGGGAAAGAAAAACGAAGAAACUGAAAUGGGAAUGUUCUUGGAUGGAAUAAUAGAGUCCUUGCCGGUUUUCGCAAAGGAGUUGAUCGCCGGUGGUCUUGCCGGUGGCAUAGCAAAGUCUAUUGUUGCUCCUCUUGAACGUGUCAAGAUUUUGUUUCAGACCAGAAGAGAUGAAUAUAAGGCUAUAGGACUCUCUGGAUCCAUUAAUAAAAUUGCAAAGACAGAAGGAAUUAUGGGUUUUUAUAGAGGAAAUGGAGCUAGUGUUGCUAGGAUUGUUCCUUAUGCAGCUUUGCAUUAUAUGACUUAUGAGCAAUAUCGUAGAUGGAUCAUCCUCAGUCAUCCUGAUGUCGGAAGGGGUCCUGUACUCGAUUUAGUGGCAGGGUCAUUUGCUGGAGGAACAGCUGUGCUUUUUACUUAUCCUCUCGAUUUAGUUCGGACUAAGUUGGCUUAUCAGGUUGUCGGUCCUUCAAAAAUGAGUGUUCCGGCAGGUCUUAGGACCGAGCAAGUUUACAAAGGAAUCUUGGACUGUUUCUCAAAAACUUUCAGAGAAUCUGGAUUUAGAGGCCUCUACCGUGGCGUAGCUCCAUCGCUAUACGGAAUCUUCCCUUAUGCUGGUUUAAAGUUUUACUUUUUCGAGGAGAUGAAACGCCAUGUUCCCGAGGAGCACAAGAAAGAUAUUACGGUUAAACUGGUAUGCGGAUCUGUUGCUGGUUUGUUAGGUCAGACUUUCACAUACCCUCUUGAUGUUGUGAGAAGGCAAAUGCAGGUCCAAAGACUUGCAGCUUCCGAUUCUGCAGAACUGAAAGGAACAUUUGAAACCCUCGUUAUGAUUACUCAAAGGCAAGGGUGGAAGCAGCUAUUUUCAGGGCUAAGCAUCAAUUACUUGAAGGUUGUGCCUUCUGUGGCAAUCGGUUUUACAGUUUAUGACCUCAUGAAAUCUUGCCUGAGAGUACCAUCUCGAGAUGUACUAGAAGGUGUGACAGACAAAAGAAGUAUCCGACCAUCCCUUCACUCUUGAAAAAUGUAACUGCCUAUUCUUAAUCCCAAUUAGUAUUUUUACUCAGAUUAAUUAGAUUUUUCAUUCAAUUCUUUUCGAGCUGUAUUAUGGCACUUGCUUAGGUUAAAUUCAUCCUUGUACCACCUUCAAUAACCUUGUACAAUGUCUAGCCUCACAGAUAUUAUAGCAGCAAAUUGUAUUGAUGUACUUAGAAUUAGUUUCUCAUAAGUAUAUGUGAUUACUUUAGUUAAGAUCCACAUACAUUGUAUGUACAGAAGUUUGAACAUGAAUAAAAGUUCUGUAUUUUCUUAA
Molecule: messenger RNA, 1565 nt
Organism: Mercurialis annua (annual mercury)
Lineage: Eukaryota; Viridiplantae; Streptophyta; Magnoliopsida; Malpighiales; Euphorbiaceae
Product: mitochondrial carrier protein CoAc2
Exons: 7
Coding region: 258-1274 (338 amino acids)
Biological process (GO): transmembrane transport
Cellular component (GO): mitochondrial inner membrane
Source: RefSeq, a predicted model, not a curated record